AUGUUGUUGUGCUCAUUGGUGUGGUUUGUGCUGACAGCUAGUGUUGCUGUGGCAAAGACACACACGCUAAACUAUACCGCUUCCUGGGUGAGGGCUAAUCCCGAUGGUUUGCAUGAAAAGAAGAUGAUUGGUUUCAACGGCGAAUGGCCUCUUCCAGACAUACAUGUGGAAAAAGGAGACCGUGUUGAGCUUUAUUUGACUAACGGCUUUCAAGAUGACACUGCAACCUCCCUACAUUUCCAUGGUCUUUUCCAGAAUACCAGUUUGGGGAACCAACUUCAAAUGGACGGCCCCUCCAUGGUAACACAAUGUCCUAUCGUCCCCGGGCAGACAUAUCUGUACAACUUCACUGUUCCUGAACAAGUGGGGACAUUUUGGUACCAUGCACAUAUGGGCGCCCAAUAUGGUGAUGGUAUGAGGGGUGCUUUUAUCAUCCACGAUCCUGAAGAGCCCUUCGAGUAUGAUCAUGAACGAAUAAUCACUUUAGCAGACCAUUAUCAUGAAGAUUAUAAGGCCGUGACUAAAGAAUUUCUAUCCAGAUAUAACCCCACUGGUGCUGAGCCUAUUCCUCAAAACAUCCUUUUUAACAAUACCAUGAAUGUAACUUUAGAUUUCACACCUGGUGAAACAUAUCUCUUCAGGUUCUUGAACACAGGGUUGUUUGUAUCCCAGUACAUAUUUCUGGAGGACCAUGAAAUGACUGUAGUGGAGGUAGAUGGGAUUUACGUUAAGCCAAAUGUUACUGACUCGAUUUACCUUUCUGCGGGGCAAAGAAUGAGUGUGUUAAUUAAGGCUAAAAAUAAGAUGCCCACAAGAAACUACGCCAUGAUGCAAAUAAUGGAUGAAACAAUGCUCGACGCUAUUCCAUCGGAGCUACAACUUAACCAGACUAUCCAAAUGAGAUACGGUCACUCUUUACCGAACGCACGUGCAUUGAAUAUUGAAGACUGUGAUUUGGAUCGUGCCACAAAUGAUUUUUAUUUAGAACCUUUGAUUGAAAGACAUUUACUUACUCACUAUGAUCACCAAAUCGUCAUGGAUGUUAGAAUGCUGAAUUUGGGUGAUGGCGUGAAGUAUGCAUUUUUCAACAAUAUUACUUAUGUGACACCAAAGGUCCCCACUUUGACCACGUUGCUGACCUCGGGGAAGCUUGUCACUGAUUCUAGAAUUUAUGGUGAUAACAUCAACGCACAGUUCUUGAACCACAAUGAUAUCAUAGAAGUUGUGCUGAACAAUUAUGAUUCUGGUAGACACCCAUUCCAUUUGCACGGUCAUAAUUUUCAAAUAGUCCAAAAAUCACCGGGCUUCCAUGUCGGUGAGAACUAUGAUGAAUCUGAACAAGAUCGGAUGACCGUCCCUUAUGACGAAUCCGCACCACUACAACCGUUCCCUGAGAGGCCCAUGCUGAGAGACACUGUAGUUCUAGAGCCCAGCGGCCAUGUGGUGCUUAGAUUUAGAGCAGACAAUCCCGGUGUUUGGUAUUUCCAUUGUCAUGUUGAUUGGCACUUACAGCAAGGUCUAGCCUCAGUCUUCAUUGAGGCCCCUACGGUAUUGCAGGAAAGAGAAACGUUCAACGAAAACUAUCUAGAUAUUUGUAAAGGAGCUCGUAUCCCAGUCACUGGUAAUGCUGCAGGUCAUUCAAACGAUUGGUUUGACCUAAAUGGAUUGCCAAGACAACCAAAACCAUUACCCAAGGGAUUUACUACUGAGGGAUAUUUAGCAUUAAUUGUUUCCACUAUUAUCGGCGUUUGGGGGCUAUUUUCUAUUGCUCAAUAUGGUAUUGGUGAAGUUAUCCCAAACGAUGAGAAAGUGUACCACACAUUAAGGGAAAUAUUGGCCGCAAAUGACGUAGAGGUCCCCACAACUAAUUAA
Molecule: messenger RNA, 1872 nt
Organism: Saccharomyces kudriavzevii IFO 1802
Lineage: Eukaryota; Fungi; Ascomycota; Saccharomycetes; Saccharomycetales; Saccharomycetaceae
Gene: FET5
Product: ferroxidase FET5
Exons: 1
Coding region: 1-1872 (623 amino acids)
Biological process (GO): cellular response to iron ion starvation; reductive iron assimilation
Cellular component (GO): fungal-type vacuole membrane
Molecular function (GO): copper ion binding; ferroxidase activity
Source: RefSeq, a predicted model, not a curated record